AGUGCUAUCAUGCAAUGAAAUCACACAUGUUGCUUUAAAGUCGCUCUCAUGAAAGUAUACAAAAUUAUAGUAUUUGGCUGAGAAAAAAAAAAAAAAAAGUAAAGAAAGCUGAAUAAGGAGGUAUCCAUGGAGGACAAGAAUAGUAGAAAUUCAAAAGUGGUAUGUGUUACAGGUGGUGCAGGUUAUAUAGCUUCUUUUCUGGUGAAAAAACUUCUUGAAAAAGGUUACACAGUUCAUGCCACCCUCAGGAACUUGGAGGAUAAAUCAAAGGUAGGCUUGUUGAAGAGGUUGCCUAAUGCAGAGGGAAAUUUGAAGCUAUUUCAAGCUGAUAUCUAUAGGCCAGAAGAAUUUGAGCAAGCAAUACAAGGCUGUGAAUUUGUUUUCCAUGUGGCCACUCCUUAUAUACAUUCUGAGGGAUCUCAGUACAAGAAUAAGUUAGAAGCAGCAGUUGCAUCAGUGAAGAAUAUUGGAAUGGCUUGUAUAAAUUCUGGUACUGUGAAGAGGCUUAUAUAUACUGGCACUGUUCUUGCUGCUUCACCAUUAAAGGAUGAUGGCAAUGGCUUCAAAGAUUUGAUGGAUGAAACAUGUUGGACUCCUCUCAAUGUCCACUUCCCUUAUGGUGAUGAUCUUGUUACGGACUAUGUGGAAUCAAAGACAACAUGUGAGAAAGAAAUCUUGAACUUUGGGAAAUUACAUGGAAUUGAGGUUGUAAGCUUAGGUUGUGGUCUUGUUGGAGGUACAACACUCUUGUCAAAUAUCUCACCAAGCAUGGCUAAUAUAUUGUCAGUGGUAACUGGUGAAGAAAUUUAUUACAAACAAUUCAAGUUCCUAGAAGAGGCUAUUGGUAAAGUACCAAUUGUACACAUUGAAGAUGUCUGUGAAGCUCACAUUUUUUCAAUGGAAAAUAAUUCUAUGGAGGGUAGAUUCUUGUGUGCUAGCUCCUUUGUUUCUACUGCAGAAAUUGCAAGUUACUACCAAGAGAAAUACCCUGAGUUUCAUAUCAAUCAAAGGUACUUGGAUGAUCCAAAGAGAGAAGUGAAGUGGGGAUCAAAUAAGCUUAUGGAGAAGGGUUUUGUGUACAAAUAUGAUAUAAAGAAGAUAUUGGAUGAUACUAUUAGCAGUGCAAAGGAACUUGGAGUCCUCAACCUACCAUCACCUGUUUAAUGGGAAAUUCUAAUUUCCAUAUGUGAAAAAUAUUUACUUGCAUCCGGUGUUUGUAACAAUUCACUUCUGAGAAAAAAUUUAUAGCCACACAAAUGCUAUGACUUCUUUAAGAUCACGACUUGCAAAAGUCUUAUAUGGCCACACAAAUUAUACCAAAUAAAUUGGAAUGGAGAGAGUAGUAAUAGUGUCUCUAUACAACACUUUGCAGUCAAGUGGAAGGAAGCCGUAGAAUCAUGUGGUAAAAAUUUCCUCGCACCAGGUGUUUACAUCGACCUGAUGAAAACAUGACAUGUGUCUGUGCACAUACUUUAUCAGUAAAUCAUAGUUAAUUAAUACACAUUUUCACCUAAAUUUACGACUUAACCAUGACAAAUGAUAUGAUUUGGUGUAAAUACCGAGUGGUUGGCCGGUAACUUUGAGUAUUUUCUAUCCAGUGCAGUAUCCCUUCUUUUUUAAUAGGCUGUGCUCCUAAAUUUCAGUUCCUCCGUACUGCGGAUCGCAUUUCAGUUGGGGCAUUUCAGGUCAUUUCAGGGCAAGCGGAUCAUUUAUUAUGAAGAGGAUGAGCUUCAAGAGAACGAUUCAUAGUUCUUGCAGAGUGGAACCAUGCAAUACCAAACAAACGUUACGACAUAUAAAUGUAUCUGCUUUACCUCCAGGAAUGUCUGAUAAAAAUUUCACUGCUAAUUUGAUGUGUGUUUUCAGAAUCUUGAAAUGCAUAACUCACUGAUCUUUAUUUAAUGCUGUGAAGAAUCCACUGAAUAUUUUAAGCGCUUAACUCUGCCCGUGGAAUUAACCACUGAUUCUUGCGUUACAUUAGGUUACUUACAUCACACCCCUCUGGCGUGCGGCCCUUCUGCGGACCCUACAUGAACGCAGGAUGCUUGGUGCACCGGGCUGCCCUUUUUUAACUCAGAUGUGAUGAUCUUCCUAGGUCUAUAGAGAAGUUUUCUGGUCAGAAAUUUAUGUAAAGAUUUGAUUCAGGGUUACCUAGCCCUCCCUCAAAUAGUGUUCUUGUUUCUUGACUAAUAUUAGAGGAAUAACAUAGAAAGAAAGUUGUAAGUUGAAUA
Lycium barbarum (goji berry) is the source of this 2231-nucleotide messenger RNA. Its product is annotated as NADPH HC-toxin reductase 1-like. The transcript is spliced from 5 exons. Gene Ontology annotation, molecular function: oxidoreductase activity, acting on the CH-OH group of donors, NAD or NADP as acceptor. The record is from RefSeq and is a predicted model, not a curated record. Lineage: Eukaryota; Viridiplantae; Streptophyta; Magnoliopsida; Solanales; Solanaceae. The coding region runs from base 127 to 1164 and encodes 345 amino acids.